GCAAGAUGAACCGGCGCAACAGCCAGACCCUGUGUGGCAGCAGCGACUUUCUCAUCUGUGGGAACUGCCAGAGAGUGCUAAGGAAGUGAUGUAGGAGUAAGAUCUGUGGGUCAGAAGGUUGCCCUUCCAUGUUGUAUAUCAUCCGCCUGGAACCUGUGACAAGGAGGUUAUUGGUUAAGUUAAAUAUGAACUACUUGCAUGCUGGACCUUGUAUCACCCAGCAGGAUAAGAAAAUGCUAAUUCCUCAGGCUUCAAGAGGACCAAGUGCCUUUAUCCCAGAGAAAGAGUUUGGCCAAGCAAACGAUGUGAAUAAGCUGACCAACAGGCUGGCAGAAGAGUACAGCACAUCUGGGCGCCUGGAUAAUAUCACUCAAGUUAUGAGUUUCCACCCGCAGUAUCUGGAAUCCUUUCUGCGCACACAGUUCUACAUGCUCCGCGUGGAUGGGCCCCUACCGUACCAUUACAGACACUACAUAGCCAUUAUGGCAGCAGCCAGGCACCAGUGUGUGUACCUGAUAAACAUGCACGUGGAAGAGUUUUUGAGCACUGGAGGUUCAGCGGAAUGGCUCAGUGGCUUGGAAUACAUACCUCAAAAGCUGAAGAAUCUCAAUGAAAUCAAUAAACUGCUGGCACACAGACCCUGGCUGAUAAGGAAAGAGCACAUACAGAAACUGGUAAGAACAGGAGAGAAUAACUGGUCUCUGGCUGAGCUGUUACACGCUGUGGUAUUGCUGGCUCAUUACCAUGCACUAGCAAGCUUUGUAUUCGGCAGCGGUAUAAACCCAGAAAGAGAUCCAGAUACCCAGAAUGGUCUCCAAACAGCGGUGAGAAACAAGUUCUGUGUGUGCGAUCUUGCCAAUGACAACAACAUAGAAAACACAUCUCAGACAAGUAAUGAUGCCGAGCAAAAUAGGGACUAUGAAAGUGAAUUAGAAGCACUGAUGGAAAGAAUGAAAAAACUCCAGGAGGAAAGAGAGGACGAAGAGGCUUCCCAAGAAGAAAUGGCCACACGUUUUGAAAAAGAAAAGAAAGAAAGUCUGCUUGUCAUUUCUGGAGCCUUUGAUGAAGAGGUAAUCUCCAUGUCAAACGUCUCUCGUUAUAUCGAAGACCCCGGCUUUGGCUAUAAGGACUUUGCCAGGCGAGGAGAGGAGCACUUGCCUACAUUCCGAGCUCAUGACUACUCUUGGGAAGAUCAUGGCUUUUCCCUGGUGAACAGACUGUACUCUGACAUUGGCCAUCUUCUAGACGACAAGUUCCGGAUGGUGUAUAACCUCACCUACAAUACUAUGGCCACACACGAAGACGUAGAUACCACCAUGCUACGAAGAGCCUUAUUUAAUUACGUGCACUGUAUGUUUGGCAUCAGGUACGAUGAUUAUGAUUAUGGAGAAGUUAAUCAGUUACUGGAGCGCACUCUGAAGGUUUACAUUAAAACAGUCACGUGCUACCCUGAGCGAGCCACCAAGCGCAUGUAUGAUAGCUACUGGCGUCAGUUCAAGCACUCGGAGAAGGUGCAUGUGAACCUCCUUCUGAUGGAAGCCCGUAUGCAAGCCGAGCUCCUCUACGCUCUCCGUGCCAUAACGCAGCACCUGACCUGAGGGGCCCCUCCUUCUCUCUCGGCGCCUGGAGCAGUCUGUGAUGUAGCACCCAACAUAUAUGCAUACCUAGUGUCAGAGUUUGCCCAUAUUCUGUGGGGUAAUGUGCAAUGAUCUCCCCUCUUUGUUUCCCCCUGCCUAUUACUAACGUUAGCAGACGUAGCACUACUAUUUCCUUUUAUUCUCAUUUUUAUUUUUCUACUGUUCAGCAGUACCUGGUAUACUGACAGCAUUUCCAUUGCGUUUUCUAUUAGAACGAGAUAUUUUGUGUUUUUUCUUUUUUUUUUUUUUGAAAGCCUAUAUGGACUGGCUUGUACUGGUGUUUUCUACAACAGGAACGAAUAUCCCAUCACACAGACAAAUAAGCUGUACUGUUUGUGGCCGGCAAUACGGCUGGAAGGACUGAUUUAGUGCCAUAAGUGGAAUCCCUUGUUCUGCAUAGGUUUUGCUACCAAUAUGAAGCUUCUCGGGUGCCCGGGACUCACUAAAGCGGCCAAAAAGGACUUUAUACGAAAGGCUUUCCCGACCAAUCAAAUGUGAAAUGGAACUGUGCAGUUACAGCCUAUUUUCGCAGCAGUGCUACUGAAUCGCUUUCGUGUUAACCCUUUGAGAACCUGCAAUGCCAGGAGGGUAAAACCGAAGACAAGUCUGGAACGUUUGAAGUCCACGUAUUCCUUAUCUAAGAGUGUAGCCAAGGUGUAUUCAUUCUAAUGAGUGCGGCAAGUUACCCUUGGGUAAGGAGGGGGGGGGGUAGGACAAGAGGGGUAGGACAUGGCUAUGUUUGAUUCAUGAAAGAAAUAGGAGGCUGAAAGCAUAUUCAAGAUGGAAUUUGUGCUGGAAUUUAUAUUUAAGCUACUGGGGUGUGAGAGGUCCACCAGGGCUGUUACCCCUGGGCCCCCCUGCUGGGGGGGGGGUGACUGCCACUGUAGAAUCCUAAACCAUGCCAUUGGGUCUCUCAGUGCUUGGCAAAACUGCAUCAGUGCAGUAACCUAUAGCAACCAAUCAGAUAUUUGCUUUCACUAUUCAGCCUGCAGCAUGACUGAUGAUUGGCAGAUUGACCGCCGUGCUGUCAGUAUAUAUUAGUCGGGCCAAUUACAAAAUCAUUUUAGGGCCCCCCCUAAACUUUGGGUAGAAGACAUUUCUCAUAAACCUAUGCUUAUUGGUCCACACUGGGCCCCCAGGCAGUGACAGGGGUCUGCUUGCUUUAUGGGUUACCUCAAUGAGGCAGUUUUGCCCAGUGUUAGUAAAUGAGACCCAAUUACAGGUGGCCGGUUGGACCACAGUCCUAUUUAGUAGGCAAGAGACCCUGGUUAGAAGUAAUGUGUAAUGUGUGAUGGUAGAACUUGUACAGAUCUUAUAACAGCCCAAGGUGCCUAAAGGUGAAAGUUAUUGUUAAAGGGUGGCUCUCCUUUAAGUUAACUGUUAGUAUGUUACACAAUGGCCUAUUUUUAGCAGCUUUUCAAUUGGUCUUGAUUUAUUAGUUUUUAUAGUUUGUUUUAUUUGCCUUCUCUCAAAUGGGAGAUGGGGGUCCCUGACCCCAGUAAUAUUGCUCUAUCAUUUUUGCUACUGGUUAUUACAUAUCUUUCUACUAAGGCCCCCGGACUAUUCAUAUUCCAGACUCUUAUUCCAGUUGCUCUCUGGUUGCUAGGGUAAAUUGGACCCUAGCAACCAGAUAGCUGCUGGAAUCCCUAACCGGAGAGCUCCUAAACAAAAAACUUAAAAUAAUUUAAAAAUCAGGACCAAUUGCAAACUGUGUACUUACUAAAAGUUAAGUUAAAGCACAGAGAACAUAUAUUUUCAUUUGGAGGUUCUCUGCAUUUCCCUUUUCUCCCCAGACGGGGGAGCUAGCCUUUGUCCUUCUCAAACGCAUAUACAAAAUAUCUGCCUCUAUGUAUUUGUAAGCUGCCAUAUUACUGGCCACUGAGGCAGUUAGUAUGGCAGCGCUCUCUCAUACAUGAAAAUGGGUCUAACAGGCCCAUAGCAACCAAUCAGCAAUUAGAUUUGAACGGAUACCUACAAGUCAGAAAACAAAAGCAAAGAGCUUCCUAUGGGCAACAUCACCGAGUGGCGACGACCCUAACUGUCAAUUUACUUUCCAUGCACUUCCUGUAUUCAGUUAACCCUUUGAUUGCUGACACCAAGCUGAGCCAAAAGCCUGGUAUUAACAGUCUAAAUAUUAGGGAUGCACGGAACCCAAAUCCAUCCCAAGGGAUUCGGCCGAAUACCGAACCAAAUCCUAAAGCUAAUUAGGUUCCGGAAGGUGUCGUGAAAUUUUUUUCACUUCCGUGUUCAUACGAACAAUCAUUCGGCCGAAUCCUGGCUGAAUACCGAACGGAAUCUUGGAUUCGGCGCAUCCCUACUAAAAAUGCAAAUAUCUGUAAAUGACAAACGUGUGUAGAGAAAGCACCUUUAGUAACUUCAUAUCAAUUUUAUUUUUGCCGUUAAUAUGAGCUUUUAGUACGAUGUAGACGUUAGUUUCCUAAGACACUGUGCAAUGAAAAAAAUAUUUACAUUUGUUCUAUUCUGCCUUUCCCAAGCUUGGCAUUUUAACGGCUGCAUGGUUGUUAGGGCUCUAUGACCCUAGCAACCAUGCAGUCGUUUGUAAGUCAAAAUAAAAGAUCAGCCGAAGAGGGGCUGAAAUGAAAGGCAAGCCAUAAAAAAAAAAUGGCCCAGUUUUAGUAAGUUCUCCUUUAUUAUCCAGCCUGCCCAACCAAGUGACGCUGGUUCAGGGUCGGACUGGGCCGCCGGGAAAAUACCCAGUGGGCCCAUCGGCGCAGACCCGACCCUAUUGCCGCUUCCUCUGGCCUCUGAUGUCCUCCCCUGACGCGUUUCACAUACGUGUUCAGGGGAGGACGUUGGACAAGGGGGGUUGGUUAAGGGGUGCGCGGAUGGAGGAGGCACCUUGGGGGGUGCGGUGCCCCUGGGGCGGCAGCCCCGGUGGGCCCCGCACCCCCCAGUCCAACCCUGCAUUGGAUUAUACAGAAUCCCUUUAUAGUAAAUAGGCAAGGGUAUAUAAAGCAUUACUAUUGGUUGUUGGGAAACAGAGGAGCACUUGUGCAAGGACAUAUCAGUGGAACCCUAUAUAUCCACAUAGAGCCAAUCACAAACCAGCCUUUGCACAUAUUAUUCUGGGUUCCAUAUUCCUUAAAAGACCAGGCUGCCUUUUUUUUUUUUUUUUUCAUGAUUUAUGUACAAAAUAUAGAUAUUUUUAUUUAAAUCCCUUGAAAUGUUUACUUAGAGUUCAGUCAGAGGGAGGGGGGCAAACCAGCAGCUCUCCCAGCAUCCCCUCUGUCAGCCUUGCGUUGCUGGGAGUUGUAGUUCCCAAGAGCUGCAAACGUCUCCCCUCGCUGUUAAACAUUUUACCUUUAGCCUCCAAAGCUGUGAUGACAAGUCUGCCUUGUUAGUGAACAAAGGUAAAGUGCAAUAUCCGCCUGUAUAUAGGGCAAAGCUUGCCCAGAGAAGUGGCCUUUAGCGUUAGAUAUUUCUAUGGGGAAGGGUGGAAGGGAGUCGAUUCGGUGAAGCAGCCGCGUUUCCUCCAUUAGCACACGUUUAAUAUGAUAUGAAAUAUAUCCUGUAUUUUUACACUUGCCCUUUAAAUACGCCCUAUAAUAUAAACAUAGGAAGUGGGCGGGAUAAAACCGUUGUCCAAUGAUUAAAGGGGACCUGUCACCCUAGAAAAUGAUUCCAAAUCCUUUUCUGUCAUGUUUGAUACACUUCACUUACACUGUAUAAACUAUUUCAUUUUCUUUCCCUUCAGUCUGGGAAUUUACAGUUGCAGCCAGCAGGUCGGCGCCAU
Xenopus tropicalis (tropical clawed frog) is the source of this 5391-nucleotide messenger RNA. RefSeq names its product sestrin 3 (gene sesn3). Gene Ontology annotation, cellular component: cytoplasm; nucleus. The coding region runs from base 129 to 1598 and encodes 489 amino acids. The transcript has 11 exons. Lineage: Eukaryota; Metazoa; Chordata; Amphibia; Anura; Pipidae. The record is from RefSeq and is a predicted model, not a curated record. Gene Ontology annotation, biological process: regulation of response to reactive oxygen species; negative regulation of TORC1 signaling.